This is a messenger RNA of Drosophila melanogaster (fruit fly), 2108 nucleotides long. It is a transcript of the gene pch2, whose product is annotated as pachytene checkpoint 2. The record is from RefSeq and is marked reviewed. The transcript has 3 exons. Gene Ontology annotation, molecular function: ATP hydrolysis activity; ATP binding. NCBI's taxonomy places the organism in Eukaryota, Metazoa, Arthropoda, Insecta, Diptera, Drosophilidae. The coding region runs from base 93 to 1358 and encodes 421 amino acids.
UUUUUCCUUGAGAAGUUUGGUCACUCUACGCCGGCGUCGCUUUUUAUAAUUUCUUUGUUCCCGCGGCUUUUCAAAGCUUCUCCUGCAUUAAAAUGAGUUUUUUAAGCAACAGCGACACAGUUCAUGUGGAAGUUUGCCUGCGAGGUAACGAUCUUCGCUCUAAUGCAAUUCGCAACAAUGUGGAGACAGCCCUAAAGGCCUAUUUUCAGACGGCUAGAAAAUUGCCCAGAAAUGUGUCAUUCCUGCCGGAUCUCACAGCUGAGCAAACUGAACAUGUGCACUCUGUUCUCCUGGAGCGCGACAAUGGCGGUGUGCAGCCUCUAAAGGUCGCCGAGACCAAAUUUCGCUUCCAUUUCUAUGCCACUAGGCCAGAGGAAGGGCAACUUGGUCUGUUUUCGGGCGAAGAAGGCUCGGAUGGCAUCGAUAGCAUCGUGGCGGCCAGUCAUGCGCUCCUGCCAGCCGCUCAGUUUGUGGGUCUGUGGGAGAACCUCAUCUACGAGACAGGACUCAAGGAAAAGCUUCUAAAGUUUGCUCUUUCGGCACUGAUGUUCUCUGAACACCGUGUGGACACGAAUGUGAUUGCCUGUAACCGACUGAUACUGCUCCACGGACCACCUGGAACAGGAAAGACGAGCCUUUGCAAGGCCCUGGCCCAGAAGUUGUCUAUCCGUACCCAAGGCAGCUAUGCUUACACGCACCUGGUGGAGAUAAACAGCCACAGCCUGUUCUCGAAGUGGUUCUCUGAGAGCGGCAAGCUAGUGGCGCAACUGUUUAAUAAGAUUGCAGAGCUAGUCUCCGAUCCCAACAACCUGGUGUGCGUGCUGAUCGACGAGGUUGAGUCGCUGGCAUACGCCAGGAGUGCCAUGUCUAGUAAUGAACCAAGGGAUGCCAUGCGUGUGGUAAAUGCGGUACUCACCCAGCUGGAUUCCCUUAAGACUUGUCCCAACGUACUGAUCCUGGCCACAUCUAACCUGGCUCAAAGCAUUGAUCUGGCCUUCGUGGAUCGCGCCGAUAUCCGACUCUUCAUUGGUUAUCCCGGCAUUUCCGCUAUCCGAGAAAUAUACAAGGGCAUGCUGGCUGAACUAAUGUCGGCGGGAGUUCUGCAGCGCGAAGUUCUGGAGUCGGAGGACGCCGAGGAAGGUUUGCUGACGCAAUUGGCUGAGCGCAGCGUUGGGCUAAGUGGCCGCACAUUGCGGAAGCUGCCGCUUUUGGCCCAUGCCCAGUACACCAGCAGCACUCUGUUCGAGUUGGACCAGAAGAUCAGUCUAUCGGACUUUCUGGACGCCAUGCUGGAGGCCCUGGAGCAGCAUUUAGGCGAGCAACGCCUACUAAAAUUGGAGUCCAUGGAGCAGCUGUAAAGGAAGACCGAAGCACAGACUGAAAAAAUGAAUUUACUAAACCCACUCUAUGUUCAUCAAAUGCGAUACUUUGUAAACUUCAAUUUGCUGCUAUGAAAAACAAUCCGAUGCAGAGGCACGGGUCCAAUCCCCAUUCUGUUUGCUGCCUCGUUUCAUUUGCACACGACACAGAGAUUUUCCCAUUUCUUUAUCCGGCUUUUGAUGUGAAAAUCAAGCGUGAAAUCUUGUUAUUUGCUUGCAAGUCCCUACAUGCCAUCCACUGCUCACCUACUCCACCCUUCUUCACAUCGAUAUGCACGGACAUCGGACCCUACGCAAUCUCAGCACUUUUCCCUCUUCUGUCCUUCACAUUGGAGUGCAGGAGUACUCUCAAGUCCGGCACACAACGGAGCUAUCGGAUGCUGGUGUCCCUGCUGCUGAAGCAUGGGAGGGUGCGAUUGGUGGCCAAGGACACACCCACUAUUUGCAGGACCAAGUGACGACUAAUCAAAUUUUUUGACGAUUUGAUUCUGUGUUGAUACUGCCUGUUGAUCCGUAUCAUCCAUUUGGAAGCCACUCAGUCAAUCGCAGUCGUUGCAUUAGCUUAGUCGCAUAAUAUUGAAAUAUGUAUAUAUGUAGGGUGGAGUGCAAGACCAACACAGAGUUUUGCCAGAUUGAGUUUCCCUAUCAACUGCUAAUUGCCUUGAAAAGGAUAUAUAAUUGCGCUUAGAAGGGUGGUGGUGUUGAAAAAUUGGUACUAAUCAAAUAAAU